Molecule: messenger RNA, 241 nt
Organism: Paramecium octaurelia
Lineage: Eukaryota; Ciliophora; Oligohymenophorea; Peniculida; Parameciidae
Source: the annotation of a GenBank genome assembly
AUGGAUCAAUCAGAGUAUGAAGCUAAGGAAAUGCUGAAACCAUAUUUAACUUAAUUGGCUUAAUUAGAGGAAGCAGAUAGAUUGAAGUAAGCACAGAUAACUGCAUUACGUUUGGCAAUUGAAUAAUUGAAAUAAUAAGCAUUAGAUCAUCAAAAGAAGUAUGAAGAAUAGUCAAAGAAAGAUGGUAUUAGAAUGAGUAAUUAUGAAUAUAGCAAAAAAGAAGGGACCUGUAAAGAAAUGA